Molecule: messenger RNA, 345 nt
Organism: Clonostachys byssicola
Lineage: Eukaryota; Fungi; Ascomycota; Sordariomycetes; Hypocreales; Bionectriaceae
Source: the annotation of a GenBank genome assembly
AUGGGCUCCUAUCAUCUGCCUGUCUGGGGUCACAUCACCCUGCUUGUUUUGACAAUACUCGCAUUUGCGCCGCAGCUCUACUUUCUGGUUCGAAAGCAGGAUAGCGGUCCGAUUUCCAUUGUGUAUAUCUUGUUGAAUCUUGUCGUGGCCACUGAGCAGUUUGCUGUGUCCUACUUUUUUGCCAUCUAUCCUACCAACACCAAGUGUCUCAUUUGCCCGACCUACAGGGGCAUAUUCUCUCAUACUCCUCUUGAUGCCGGCGACUGGUUAAACUUUGCUCACUUCUUGACCGUCUUCAUUCUAUGGCUUAUAAUGUACAUUUCUUCCUUCGCUCCUAGUGAUUAG